Messenger RNA from Suillus discolor, 690 nucleotides. RefSeq lists its product as uncharacterized. Lineage: Eukaryota; Fungi; Basidiomycota; Agaricomycetes; Boletales; Suillaceae. The transcript has 4 exons. The record is from RefSeq and is a predicted model, not a curated record. Bases 1 to 690 code for a protein of 229 amino acids.
AUGUUCCUAUACAACAACUACAAACAGGUGCUUGACAUUCUGUAUGAUGGCCAAACUGUUCUUCCAUGUCUGAUGUGGGAACUCAGUGUCACAGAUGAGACAGAACUCGAGUGUCAGGAAGGAAUUAGAUGGGAUGACAUGGAUGAACUAGAGAUGAAGCUUGGCAUGGACAAACAUUGGCAACCUGAAGAUAUCGAGUGGCAAAACACUGGAUGGCUCAUUGCCAACAGGAAGUUCCAGCUGGCAUUGGACACACUUGAAGGACUAAUUGUUGCUAGAAUCUUCAAACUCUCCAAGAUGAAUAGGGCAGGAACAGGCUAUAAAAUGCAAAAACACAUUGGCAAGGCCCUUCAAGUCUGGUCUGCAGCCAUUUGUACAGCUCUCAAUUGCUAUAACCUCACUGCUCAUGCAUUAUCUCCACCACAUCCAGCACUGAAGUGGGAAGACAUUGUUGAAUAUGCAUUCCUUGCAGAUUUUGAGCUCCUCCGUGAUGCAUGUGAGGAUAUUUUGCAAUGCCUGUGGGCUACUCCAUCCGGUUGCCAUGCAAUGGACUUAUAUUUCAAGAUGUGUCGUACAAGGGAAGAAAUUGAGCAUCUGAAUGUGGAGAUCAGGUGUGUGGCCACUUAUCUGCAAGACGAGAGCACCUGUGACUCCCACGUAAGGACUCUAAUUAGAGGUGCUAAUACAUAG